AUGCGCAUACGUCUGCCCUUUGCAGGUGUCUUCCUGCUGUUGCUCAUGAUAGCAGGAUAUGCCGGCCUUAGCAAGCUUCAAAUCGGACAAUACGUCAACGACAAAGCUUUACACGCCGGAACCUUCUUCCUGCUCACAAUUGUAUUCUACUGGAUCGUCGACACCAAUCGCCGCCGAACGCUGAACAUGACACUGGUUGUUUGCACAUUGUGCCUUGGCGUGGGUUCCGAAUUCUUGCAGAGCUUCCUCCCCAACGACCGCGACUUUGACUUGUACGAUAUCGUGGCGAAUGUCGUCGGCAGCUUGCUUGGCCUGGGUUUGUGCUCGUGGUACCACAAGCGCAUGCUGGAACGUAAGCGACAACGAAAAUCGUACAAUCCCGUCCCGGGUGAAGACGAGGAAGACGUGGAGUUGGGUCAAGGCCAGGAGAGUGGUGUUAUUGAAGCUGGGCCUUCGAGAGAACGCACGUUGGAGGAAGAGGUGGACAACUGGGAUGAAAAUGCUCCGGAUGACUGGGAUGAGGAAGACGGACCACAGGCUACGGCCGCUCCCGCUGCCACAAGUACAGAACCUGAUACAGCGGACAUUGGCGACGCAAAGAAACGAACGGAUUAG
Pochonia chlamydosporia 170 is the source of this 615-nucleotide messenger RNA. RefSeq names its product VanZ like family protein. The record is from RefSeq and is a predicted model, not a curated record. The transcript has 2 exons. NCBI's taxonomy places the organism in Eukaryota, Fungi, Ascomycota, Sordariomycetes, Hypocreales, Clavicipitaceae. Bases 1 to 615 code for a protein of 204 amino acids.